AUGAAGAACAUAUCAGUAAUACUUGUAGCGAUGGUUGUGUUCCUUGCAAUCCUUGAAGCUAACGCAAGUGGACCAAAUUUGGAAGUGCGUAAGUUUUUAGACUACGAGAAAACAGUCGUCCCAUCACAUGAUCAGGGCUCAGGUAAGAAUGACAUUCCUCACCUUGAUGUAAAGGAAGCGACAUUGACAACGGAUAAAAAGUGGGGUGGUGCAAGUGGCAUGACGGAGAAUAAUGGACAAGAAAAGGACUCAAGCACCGACACACAUCAUUACUUUGCUUGUGCUAAACAAUCUCAAUGUGGCAACGAAAUCCAUGCUUGA
Lactuca saligna is the source of this 321-nucleotide messenger RNA. The record is from the annotation of a GenBank genome assembly. Lineage: Eukaryota; Viridiplantae; Streptophyta; Magnoliopsida; Asterales; Asteraceae.